Thlaspi arvense is the source of this 555-nucleotide messenger RNA. NCBI's taxonomy places the organism in Eukaryota, Viridiplantae, Streptophyta, Magnoliopsida, Brassicales, Brassicaceae. The record is from the annotation of a GenBank genome assembly.
AUGGAGAAUCACACUACUCCUCCUCCUCCCUAUGAAUUGAAACUCGAGCAUACUCUCAAACACCAACCAGAAGCGAAAGAUUUCAUUAUCGAUGUUGAUGGCACGAUUUUCCGAAAAGGGUCGUCUUCUCCCUUAGAAGAGAUCUUCUUCUCCUCCAAGGUAGAUGAUUUCAUCUGGGAAGACGAAGAUUGUCCAGAGAAAGUGGAACUCUACGAAAUACUCGUCGAUGCUGGAGUAGACGAAUACGAGGCUAACAUUUUGCUUAUCAACACUAUUCGGUACGUUUGUGACAACUCACCACCGGAUGAUGAGGACUACAAAGGAGUCUUCACGCUGACGAUGGAAGUCACGCUACCACCGGAACCGGUCGAGCUUAACCAUGCCGGUUCGGAGCAAACUCAAUCCCAAGAACCAAUUGCCACGACGACGACCAAGACGAGCGAGCAACAGAGACACUGGUUAAAACCUAAACCAAAAAUACAAAAGGCCCGGUACAAAAUUGGGGCUGACGGCGCGUCACUGGUCCUUUCAGAGCUUGAACCAUGUGACCAGUAG